Messenger RNA from Acaulospora colombiana, 207 nucleotides. Lineage: Eukaryota; Fungi; Glomeromycota; Glomeromycetes; Diversisporales; Acaulosporaceae. The record is from the annotation of a GenBank genome assembly.
AUGGGCUAUCCGGUAAGGGGACAGAGAACAAAGACAAACGCAAGAACUGCUAGGAAGUUAAACGGAAAAUGGUUAAGAAAAGUUGAAUUUAGCACCCUUGCUAAUCCUUCUGGGACUACGACACAAAGCCCUUUUGUAAGAAGCUACGGUCUUCCAUUAUUGACGCCUUUCAGACCAUUUGAACGAUUCUACAACAAAUUCUUUUGA